CCGGAUGUUGAUCAGUAAUCGAGCGAUCAAAAAAUAUCGGCAACCCUCCAGACAUAUUUUUCGCCGGUUUCUACAGCAGACAAUUGACACUUAUAAAACGAUAUUCCCUAGAACAUUGGCAAUUAGCAAUUGUUAUAUUAUCAGUCAUGUCUCAAGACGGAUUUCAGUCUACACAAAUAAGGACUACGCACAACAACAACACGAGCUUGAGUAUUCAACAAACUCAAACACCUUGUCCGGGUAAAACACCCAUACAAGUUCUACAUGAAUACGGAACCAAAAUUGGUAACCUUCCCGUGUAUGUUAUGGAAAAAGCUGAAGGGGAGGCGCAUCAACCCAGCUUCAUUUUUAACGUGACGAUAGGAGAUGUGUCCUGCACAGGUCAAGGAUCCAGUAAAAAAGCAGCCAAACACCAGGCUGCUGAGUCUGCCCUGAACCUUCUAGAAAUAGACAUUGGGAAACCCCUCCACAUAAAAACGGAGAGUAAUGGCCUCCCUCCAGAGCACAACGACCAACCCAACUCAGUGGGAAUACUGCAGGAGCUGGCCCUCCAGCGGGGAUGGCGUCUCCCUGAAUACACUGUCCUCAUGGAGGCAGGCCCACCUCACAAGAGAGAGUUCACUGUUACCUGCAGAAUGGAGUCUCUAACAGAGACCGCAACAGGAAAUUCCAAGAAGGUGGCCAAAAAAGCAGCCGCAGAGAAGAUGGUGGCAAAACUUCAAAGUCUUUCCGGCUGUCCUGAAAUCACAUGGAGCCCAAAGCCUAGUGUGCGAUUGGAGAACUUGCGUAAUUCAUCGGCAGAGAAGAUGUCUCUACUGAGAAGAAACCCGCUGAGCAUUCCCAACACAGACUACAUCCAGAUGAUGUUGGAGCUCUCCAAUGAGCAGGGCUUCGAAGUCACAUACUUUGACAUUGAUGAGCUGACAGUGAACGGGCAGUACCAGUGCCUGGCAGAGCUGUCCACCUCGCCCGUCACUGUGUGUCACGGCACGGGCAUCUCCUGCAGCAACGCGCACAAUGACGCGGCCCACAGCGCUCUGCAGUACAUCAAGAUCAUGGCCUCCAUCAAAUGAACCAUCCUAGCAAACCGCCGUUUCACCCGUGAUACGUACUUAGGAUUUGAGGAUGAAAAAAAGAAAUCGCCACUUCGUCCCAGCUGAAACCUAUAGCUAUCCUCACUCUACCAUUGUUUUCCCUCUACCCCCCCCUUUUCACUCUGUAGAAUUGGUGGAUAUUGAAGGCAGUAUUAAUAUGAGUCAUUCCAUUUUGACAAAUAUUACAGCGUUCACAGGCAACCCGCGUACACCACCAGAGGUGUAUGUCAGCUAUUUUGAAGUUACUUUAAGGAGAAAGAUCCACUCAGCCAUUCGGUGCAAGCUAACCCUGCAGGGUUUAUGUACUGUAGAAAAACAAGGACAAUGGAAUAGAAUUGACAUAACUUAAGAGAGAGACCUCGAGGCCAAUGUGUCAAACAGCAACCAUCCUAUCCAACCGUACUGGUUUCUCUAUAAGCCACUGUGAGGAUUUGUGAUAGUGGUAUGAAUGAUACAAAAUGUAAAACUGCAUUUACACUGAGCUAAGCUAGAGAGAACUGCUUUGGACUUGUCUACUUGGGAAUUUAUGAGAAAAUAUUUAAUUUACCAAUGAAUUUGAUGUAAUAUUAAUUUCUAUAUUAAUAAAGUCUGCUAUUCAGUCAGUCAUAGGGAUAUUUUCUAAAUAAUGAAGCAGACUGAAAAUGGCAUGUUAGAUAUAUCAAAUAGGAACAGACACAUGAAAAUCAUUUCAAAUUGUUGUUUUAUCUCCCUAAUUAUAAUUUAUCUGCCAGUUCAAGAUUCAAUUACAUGAGCGAAGUUUUCCAAGUCACAUUGUCCCCCUAUUUUCACAAUCUACCAAUAUUUGUAACCAUCUUUUCUAGUUUGAUUUUAGAGCAUUAUUGUGUUUCUUUUUUCUUUUCUUUUUUUAAUUCUGUGUAAUUCCAUCAAACAGAGAAUGACUCGUGUUUCUAACUGCCAUGUGUAUUCACCUUAGAAUUUUGUUUCCAGUGGCUUUCUCUCCCAACAACUGAUUAUUGUCAUCAUCAAAAACAACAGCUGAAUUAGAACAUUUUACAUUUAUCUUGUUUUGGUUUGUGUUCUAAUUAUAUGACAGGAUAUAAAACUGUCUAGAUUAUGUAUUCUUUUUGUAAAAUGUAACAUUAUUAUGAAGUUAAUGGUAGCAAGAUGGUAUACUCUGAGACACUGGGACCACUCCUGAAUUAGACCUCAAGACCAAGACUGCCAUUAUCGUCUCUUCAUGCUGCAAAGACCCAAUAAUUGCAAUCUUGGUAGCUUUGAUGUUGAUGACUAAGAGGGUAGUUGCCCUGUUGUCUUUGGGAAUGUUUUCCUGCGCUCUCUGUGUGUGUGUGUGUGUGUGUGUGUGUGUGUGUGUGUGUGUGUGUGUGUGUGUGUGUGUGUGUGUGUGUGUGUGUGUGUGUGUGUGUGUGUUUUGCAUUUGUGCUGGCCUUCACCCUGAGUGAAGUCAAAUAUUGUUAUAGGCCUACUACUACUAAUGAUGGGAUGAUUUUUACAACUGGAUUCCACCUUGUUCUGAGCUCUUGUCACAAAGCCUAAAUUAGGCAAUUUAGUCUAAUUUUGGUUUGUUUUAAGGUGUAUGGUGAUGUUUUGGUGGAGUCAUCCCAGGCAUUUGCUGUGUACCCAACCAUAAUAAUACACAAUUAUAACAUGUAAAGUGGUGUGACAGGCAUGUUAAAUAAAUCUACAUUGGCCUAUAACUACA
This is a messenger RNA of Esox lucius (northern pike), 2775 nucleotides long. It is a transcript of the gene prkra, whose product is annotated as protein kinase, interferon-inducible double stranded RNA dependent activator. NCBI's taxonomy places the organism in Eukaryota, Metazoa, Chordata, Actinopteri, Esociformes, Esocidae. The transcript is spliced from 8 exons. The record is from RefSeq and is a predicted model, not a curated record. Bases 147 to 1073 code for a protein of 308 amino acids.